GUUUGAAAGGGAACACCGUGCACUUAACAUGUUACAACAGAGCGUUAUCGAAAAGGUGUUCUUUGCUGAUUCCUACACUGGGAAUGAAUCGUUGAAUAUUUGCAGGUUCGAGUGGUUCCGUCCGAGCGUCGCAUCCAAUCCGGAGCAAGCCCAGGCGAUUCGGAACAUUGUCAAUCAAACCUCGUUCCCGGCGCCUUACGUGCUGUUUGGUCCACCCGGAACGGGGAAAACGUCCACGCUGGCGGAAGCCAUCGGUCAAAUCUACAAACUUCGCCCCUCGGUGAAUGUUCUCGCAGUGGCCGCUUCAAAUUCGGUCACCAACGAGCUGACCAGCCGAGUGCUGGAAAUCAUCCCCAAGAAAGACGUUUACAGAAUCUUUGCUAGAUCCUAUGCGCGAAAGAUUAAGUACAUCGAUCGGGAUGUUCUGGACGUGUCAAAUCUACGCAGCAUGAUAAGUGAUAAGAAAAACAAAAAGAAGGUACACAGAGAUGUAAAAUCUUACAGAGUAGUUCUUUGCACUACAUCAACUGCAGCUCAAUUCGUGGAUGCAAAUAUUUCAAGGAAUCACUUCAGCUACAUCUUCAUCGAUGAAUGCGGAUUCGCCAAGGAGAUUUCCAGCCUGGUCCCAAUAAUGGGCAUUGGUGUCCACGACAGUGAAAUCACAGCCAGUAUCGUCUUGGCUGGGGAUCCGAAACAGCUAGGACCAGUCAUUCUAUGCGACUACCUGAACGAAACCAGCCACAGCGUGUCCCUGCUAGAGCGCAUUACGGACAAAGAAUUGUACGCGAAGAAUCCGCUGACGGGAGAGUAUGAUCCGAACGUCAUCACACAACUUAGAAAUAACUUCCGGUCGCAUCCAGCACUGCUUGAGCUGCCGAAUCGAAUGUUCUACGCCGGACAGCUGCGAGCAAAAGCAUCUCCCGAUAAGACUCACUGGGCCGUGGGUUGGGAUCGUUUGCCGAAUCGCACCGUUCCGUUGAUCUUUCACCACGUGGUCGGUGAGAUGAAGCAGGAUGAAAACUCCUCCAGCAUGUACAACGAGCAGGAAGCUGAACAAGUACUCUCGUACGUGGAAAUAAUCAUGAACGAUGGAAUUUGUGGCAAGAAACUCGAGCAAACUGCAAUCGGGAUCAUCACUCCGUACGCUAGCCAGGUUCGAUAUCUGAAGGACCUUCUGAACAUGCGUGGCUGGAAAGACAUUGAAGUCGGGUCAACGGAGCAAUACCAGGGACGCGAGAAGCCCAUCAUGCUGAUGUCGACCGUACGGACGGGCAGCAAGAGUGUGGGCUUUUUGGCCGACCCAAAAAGGCUGAAUGUUUCCCUGACGAGAGCGCAAGCCCUGAUGAUUGUGGUGGGCGAUCUGGAGACGCUACGAAAUAAUAGACAUUGGGCAAAAUUUAUCGGGUACUGUAGACAGAACAAUGCCGUAGUGCCUUCCGUGUUGGAAUUUCCCGUUGAAACGGUCGCUUUGAACACGGAAAGCUUCAAUAGUUCUGGAUCAGAUAUGCGCGCAGAAACGUCAAAUAAUACCAAAACGCCAGAAAUAGAUUACACUAUAUUACCCAACCAAAUCACAGCUUGUACCAGGCCUGUGGAGUCGGGUGACUUAGAUGCCGACACCGAAUCAGACUCCGAAUCCGGCUCCGACUCCACUGGAAACGUAAUUGUUGAGGCAGAACUACACAAUAGAACAGUUGAAACGACCCAAAUUGUCCCUGCUGUCACAGGGCAAGAUAACGGAACGCUUGGUGUGAUAUUAGAGAUUGCUAACAUAAUUGUUGGAUAUGUUCUAUGGCCACGCAGACCAACAAGACCAAUUUGAAUCAUCGAAGUAUUUAACAGUAGGGAAAUAUGCCCAUUCCCAGCUGUACUUUAAAAUAUUAUUCUGUUUUUCUAAUGAUUAGAAUCUAAUCUAAUACAAACGCAGCCAUUCCGAUGAAAGCAUGCUGGAAUUGCUGGAAUUAGUCUUGUGCUUAGAUUACGCCCCAAGCACUUUUCAUUGUCAAUAUUAAUAUUUGCAGUACAUCCGAGGAAAAUUAAAAAUUAAAGCGGCCAGCCCUACUGCGUUGUGUUUACCUCAGAGACGAUUCGGUGAACGGAUCACAUUUCACAGAGUCUAAAGGGGAGGAAGGAUGCGUGGACAUACCGUAUUUUUAAUUUUGUUUACACAAAUAAAACAUUCUAGACUUCAAAAAUCUUAACAUUCAAAAAAGUUUA
Messenger RNA from Culex quinquefasciatus (southern house mosquito), 2217 nucleotides. Its product is annotated as putative helicase MOV-10. Bases 29 to 1822 code for a protein of 597 amino acids. Gene Ontology annotation, biological process: regulatory ncRNA-mediated post-transcriptional gene silencing. The transcript is spliced from 3 exons. Gene Ontology annotation, molecular function: 5'-3' RNA helicase activity; RNA binding. NCBI's taxonomy places the organism in Eukaryota, Metazoa, Arthropoda, Insecta, Diptera, Culicidae. The record is from RefSeq and is a predicted model, not a curated record. Gene Ontology annotation, cellular component: P granule; cytosol.